Molecule: messenger RNA, 1520 nt
Organism: Dendroctonus ponderosae (mountain pine beetle)
Lineage: Eukaryota; Metazoa; Arthropoda; Insecta; Coleoptera; Curculionidae
Exons: 9
Coding region: 142-1425 (427 amino acids)
Molecular function (GO): protein binding
Source: RefSeq, a predicted model, not a curated record
AUGUGACAACCUUAGACAUUAGAAUAAAUAGUUCUAUCUGAUUAUAUGCACAGAAGUGUUAAAUGUGUUUAGACUUUAGUCAUAGAAGAUGCUUUUGAAGCUGUAGCUAUAAUUACAGUAGGUGCUACUGAUUAAGUGACAAUGCAUAGCGGGACGAAAAAGAGCGAGGAUCCAUCCCUACUUCCCUCGUUUAUGACGGACGAUCCCCAAACCCCCAAAAAACUUAAAACAGGCCCGUCUCAUGUCACUCCCUCGAUGCUGUACCCUCAUGCUGCUACAUCAGUUAAUACCUCAGGAGGUGUUCGAAAAAAGGAUGAAGAUACCGGCCCGAAACCAGACGAAGACGAUGAAGCAGAAAGGAGGAUGGUGGAGGCGUCCCGAAGAGGCGGGGCCAAAGAGAAUAUUCUAAUAGAUGGCAAGAUCAGCAUCAUUUCCAGGAUAGAUGGGAAACGAGAGGCGCUCUGUUGCAAAUACAAUGAAGAAUUCGAUUACAUUGCGGUCGGAUAUGCGGACGGGGUAAUUAUAAUGUACCAAAGCGGAACUGGAGAGCCUGUUUUCACACUAACCGAUGGGGAUGUAAAGGAGAACAGAGCCCCCGUUACCUCGAUCAAACACCGCCCUGUAUCGAAAAUAUAUCCGAUCACCAACUGUUAUACUGGCACAUAUGCUAAUGGGUGUGUGAAAUGUUGGAGCUACAACUUCAAUCAGUGUCUUUAUACCAUCCGGGAAAAACGGCAAACAUUUGGGAUCGUUUAUCAUCCGAGAUUUCCCAAAUUUGUCACUUUUGGUGAUGAUCUUAAGGUGUACUUUUACGACGAAGAGACAAAGACUCAGGAGAGGGUUUUGUCAUCUAGCGACAAUCCAGAGACCCACGAUGGUCACAUGUCCAGAGUGUUUGCAGCCUGCUUUCAUCCGAAGAACAACUACGAACUGUUGACGGCAGGAUGGGACGAUGUGGUUCAGUUUUGGGACUUGAGGCAACCGCAUGCCGCACGCCACAUCUCCGGCGUUCACAUGUGCGGCGAAGGGCUCGAUAUCAACCAAAAAGGAACUGAGGUGCUGGCGUGUUCUUGGCAAAAAGAAGAUCCUCUACAGAUCUUCGACUAUGGAAGCACUAAACGGAUAAACUGCUUAGAGCCAGAUAUUUACAACUCUAAGCUGUAUUGCGGCAAGUACGCUACUAGAGACUUCGUGGUCUGCGCAGGUUCCGAUCCGAAUCUCAUUCGCGUGGUCGACUUACAAACUACAGCGACGUCUGCUGUUAUAAACCAACUACCUGGAGCAAUAUACGGUCUCGAUCUGGGGCCAGCGAAGGCGAAAAAAGAAACAAAAUCAGAAAAAUACAGCGUAAAAAAUGAUAUAACCACUGUGCCGAAAAUGGCGUUCGUUUGCGGCAAAAGGCUAUAUCAAGUGGAUUUUGCUUAAUUAGAUAUGAUUUGUUGGACACGAAAGGGGUUGGUGAAAAAAAACCACAAAAAUCCGAAACAAUAAAUGUUCUUUUGUAGACUUUACGUUUGAAA